This is a messenger RNA of Ctenopharyngodon idella (grass carp), 858 nucleotides long. RefSeq names its product EF-hand calcium-binding domain-containing protein 10 (gene efcab10). Bases 282 to 737 code for a protein of 151 amino acids. The transcript has 4 exons. Gene Ontology annotation, molecular function: calcium ion binding. The record is from RefSeq and is a predicted model, not a curated record. NCBI's taxonomy places the organism in Eukaryota, Metazoa, Chordata, Actinopteri, Cypriniformes, Xenocyprididae.
GGCUGAAGCUGCCAUUCUGCCUAACAUCUCAUUUUCAGCUACACAAAAGAAAGAAAUUCAUGUUUGGAAGCGAACAGCAUGAGGGUGUGUAUAUUUUCGGGUGAAUUAUUCCUUUAAAGGCAACUUCGUAAGUGUUCGUCAAAAAUUGAGGUGAAAUGCAAUAAUAAUGUCUUCACUUCACUCACUUCAGUUUUAUGAAGACAUCAUAAAUCAUUAAUAGUAAUGAAUAAAACUGCUCUGUAACUCUACUGAGCUACUGACUUUUGCCACCUCCGCUGCGCAUGCGCGGUAUCACAGCAACAGCGAUAAACUUGCAGACAGACAGUGAGCCCAAGAUGUCAUCGCAGCGGGAGUACGAGGCGGCAGAAUACCUCGAGAAACACAAAAUUAUUGAGCUGAUGGAUAAUUUAACUAGUAUGCUCUUCUUCUACAGACCAGAUCGCCUAAAGGAUUUUCUGAUCGACCAACUUGAAAAGCUCAAGCUUUCCAAAGCUCGUCUAGGAAUCACUCCGUGCCUCUUUAACGACUCCAACUUAGAUGCGCUGUUUGGAGUCUUGGAUCCUUCCAAUCAAGGCUUUAUCACUUGUGGUCAAUACAAAGAAGCACUGAAGACACUUGGCAUCAAGAAUUUCAAUGAGUUCCCGGAUGGAGCCAGUGAUGACAGGAUAUCACAAGAGACGUUCAUAAGAGAGGCGACAGAAGGGCUUGUCAGAAGUGCAGCAACAUUCCAGCUAUAGGUGAAUCAACAACUCUGUAAAAUAACUUUUGUAAUGAUUUCCAGAUCAACUAAACAGCUCUCAUAUGACAAAAAAAUAAAUAAAUACCACAAAUAAAAUUAAAAUGUGAACAAAUAUACAA